This is a messenger RNA of Hypoxylon trugodes, 1335 nucleotides long. Its product is annotated as glycoside hydrolase family 7 protein. The transcript is spliced from 2 exons. NCBI's taxonomy places the organism in Eukaryota, Fungi, Ascomycota, Sordariomycetes, Xylariales, Hypoxylaceae. Gene Ontology annotation, biological process: carbohydrate metabolic process. The coding region runs from base 1 to 1335 and encodes 444 amino acids. The record is from RefSeq and is a predicted model, not a curated record. Gene Ontology annotation, molecular function: hydrolase activity, hydrolyzing O-glycosyl compounds.
AUGUAUUUACGUGUUACUGGGGCGGUAGCGACGACUGCGUGGCUUUUUGCUAGCCGGGUUUUGGCGCAGGGUGUUGGGAGCGCGGAUACGCAUCCUCAACUCACAACGCAGAAAUGCACGAAAGGAGGGGGUUGCGUACAGCAGAAUACGUCGAUUGUGCUAGAUGCGAGUUUCCAUGGCCUGCGAGAUGUGAAUGGAACGAGUAGCUGUGGUGGAUAUGGCGGCGCGUUCAGUAAGACGCUGUGUCCGGACCACGAGUCGUGUGCGAAGAACUGCGUUCUUGAUGCUGCGGAUUACGAGGGCAGCGGUGUGCAUGCUGAGGGUAACGCUCUGACGUUGAAUCAGUAUGUACAGCGCGGCGAUAACUUGACUUCGCAAAGUCCGCGGGUAUACCUCUUAGCCUCUGAGGGAGACGACUACGAGGUUUUGUAUUUGAAGAAUCAGGAGAUCAGUUUCGAUGUGGAUGUCUCGAAGUUGGUUUGCGGUAUGAAUGGCGCAUUGUACUUGGCCGAGAUGAAUAAAACCGGGGCCCGCAGCGCCCUGAAUCCAGCUGGUGCGAAAUAUGGUACUGGAUAUUGCGACGCACAGUGCCCGACGCUACCAUUUAUCGAUGGCGUGGCAAACAUCGACUCGAAAGGAGCGUGCUGCAACGAAUUCGACGUCUGGGAGGCCAACGCACUAGCCUCGUCCUUCACAGCUCACCCAUGCAGCAACUCGGGGGUAUUCGCGUGCACCGGCGAGCAAUGCGGUAGUCUUGGCGUAUGCGAGAAAUCCGGCUGCGAGUAUAACACGUGGAAAUUAGGGAACACGACGUUCUACGGUCCUAGCUCGUCGGCGUCGUCCCCGUCGGAUGGGUCGCCGGGUGGGGCCAAGAAGUUUACGAUUGAUACUACGCGCCCGUUUACGGUUACUACGCAGUUCUUGACUUCGGAUAACCCGACGGAAGCUAAUCGUGGUGUUAUGAAUGAGGUUAGAAGGUUGUAUGUUCAGGAUGGUGUUGUUUUUGCGAAUCCGGGUGUUGCGGAUCCUAUGAUGCCGCCGGGUGACUCGCUGCGCAUGUCGCAUUGUCAAGCGGCGGCUAGCACGUUUGAGGAGUUAGGUGGACUGGGUACGGCGGGUCGCGCGUUGGAUCGCGGUAUGGUGCUCGCGUUUAGCAUCUGGAAUGAUGGACGGCAGUUUAUGAAUUGGUUGGAUGCGGGGAAAGCUGGUCCGUGUACGCUGGAAGAGGGCAAUCCGGACGUUAUUAAGAAGCAGAGCCCAGAGACGAAGGUUACGUUUAUGAAUAUCAGGUGGGGAGAUAUUGGAAGUACAUAUAGUAAUGGGACGAUAGCGUAG